CUCACGGUCAUGGCGCAUCGGCUCUACUGGCUCGGUGCGCUGCUCCUGUGGGGCACGCUGAGCGAUGGGUGGGCACAGCCAUCCGUGACGCUGUCCUGCGGGCGCACGCUUCACGGGCUGACUCACCUAAACCGCCACUCUUACUACGGUAUACCCUUUGCCGAGCCUCCUGUGGGCCCACGCCGUCUGCAACCCGCCAAGGUCAAGGCCUGUCCAAACACCGACCUAAACGCCACCCACUAUGGCAGUGCCUGUCUGCAGCAAGAUACGUCCUUUGCUCGACCGCAGUCUGAGGACUGUCUCAACUUGGACAUGCACGUCCCACUCGGGGACCCCGCCGCCGGAGCGACGACGUGGCCCACACUCGUAUGGGUGUAUGGUGGCAGUAACACGGGCGGAUCAACAAACGAUUACAUGGGGCUCACCAACAUUGUGCCAUUGGCCGAGGCAUGCGUCGUUACUAUGAACUAUCGUACCGGGGCGUUGGGCUUCUUGGCGGUUGAUGCCCUGGUGGAGGGCGACGAACGCCGUACAGCGGGUAACUACGGUCUUACCGAUAUUGUUGCCAGCCUCGAGUGGGUCCAGGCCAACGCCAACGCCUUCCGCUGCUCGACCAGCAACGUCACUAUCUACGGCCAAUCCUCUGGUGGCACCAACAUUUUGGCGCUGCUAACCAAUCCAGCCCAUGUUGGCUUGUUCUCGGCGGCCUAUGCUCUGUCUGCCUCCACCCGUCAAGACUUUUCACGCGAGCAUGCCGCCUCGAUGCAAAUGCCGUACCUCAACGGCACGGUCUGUCGAGACCUUCAAGGCUUCGCCCUUGCUCACUGCCUUCGCGCCGUAGCUGAUCCCCGCGACUUGAUCAUGACCAUGCCGGAUAGUUGGGACCUGGGGAUCCAUGAGGUGGCCCCAGGGGUACCCAAUGACCACAAUGAAAACUUUGUGCCGCUCAACAUUGUCGAUGGCGUCACCGUGCCCAUGACCUUGCAAGCCGAGUACGCCAUGGCGCUAUCGAGACCGUAUGCGCUCGACUUUGAAGAGCCUGCAAUCCCAUACCCCUUUCAUUUAUGGGAUUGGAUAGUCCUGCAGGCUGCCUGGGACAUGUUUUUGCCCGUGUAUCAACCCAGCACCGAGGAGACAAGGGCACAUGAUUUGCUGGUCCAAUUCCUACAUACCUUUGCACGGGGUCAAAGCACCUUGGCACCCUUCAACGAUGGGGUGGUCAAUGUGAUUGACAACACAACACAGGGCAUCCUCACCCCACAAAGCCAGUACAAGGCGGCGCGCUGCGCCCGGCUCGUGGAGCUUGGCAUCAACGCGUCGUACUGGUGGAUCAACUGAUAGUGUCCCUGUCAUCUGCCCCCUACUCUUCUUCUCCUCAUGCGAGACAGCCUCCCAACACGUCAUGGUUCUUCUUCACCUACCCGCUCCAAAGCCUCCUCGAAUCAAUCAAUUUGAAAGCC
This is a messenger RNA of Monosiga brevicollis MX1, 1460 nucleotides long. RefSeq lists its product as uncharacterized. The transcript has 7 exons. Bases 10 to 1338 code for a protein of 442 amino acids. The record is from RefSeq and is a predicted model, not a curated record. Lineage: Eukaryota; Choanoflagellata; Craspedida; Salpingoecidae.